This is a messenger RNA of Aaosphaeria arxii CBS 175.79, 1689 nucleotides long. RefSeq lists its product as uncharacterized. The transcript has a single exon. NCBI's taxonomy places the organism in Eukaryota, Fungi, Ascomycota, Dothideomycetes, Pleosporales. The record is from RefSeq and is a predicted model, not a curated record. Bases 1 to 1689 code for a protein of 562 amino acids.
AUGGCCAAGUUUUCACUCUCUCGUCUCUCCCGGAACAUUUCCGAAGAUAAUCGACCAUCCAAAUUCCUAGGAUUACGCAUCCCCAAGAAAAUCGUCAUCAAGAUAUCAAGAAAGAAGUCUCCAACAACUACUCCCAAUGCAUCGAGAAUAUUCUCCCCCCAGACAGAAAUUGCUCCGAGCAUUGUUGACGUAGAGGAACAGUUGCAGGAACAACCAGCCCAGUUAGCCAACACUCCAGCUACUAUCAUCCAACAACAUGAAUCUAUCAAGGAUAAAUCCAUCGUGGAUAGGCCUAUUAAGCCGUUCGGAGUGAAUGGAUUCAGAGAAAGCACAGUACUUCUCGUCCAAUCAUCCCAGGAGGAAACCGUCUCGAUAGCUCAGAGUAGCAUCCACACUCAAGAAAGACAAGAAAUAUCGCAGGCCCGAUCGAAUGCAAGUAUCCCUGUCACUGUCACUUCAGACUGUGCAAGUGAGGACGAAUGCACAAAGUCACCAACAGAGAAGGAUUCUGAGAAGAUGAUGCCCAUGUUGAUUCUACAACCAAGAGAAGAACGCAUACCCACAAUUCUGGAAAGUGUACGCACCCAGGAACUAUCGCCGGCUCGAUUCAGUUCAGGUGUAAGCAUCCAACCACUGACAAGCAUCCUCCAACCACUGGUUCAGUCACCACAACUGGACGACGAGUCACCCAAAACGAACACGAUACCUGCAUUAUCAUCUCGAAAGAGUACACCUGCUGAAGAAGGAGUGGAGGCUCGAUCGAUUAUUGGUACUCCAGACACUGAGAUUCUACGCUAUACUAGCCUGGAUGAACUAAUAGGAUCAUCAUCAGCAAAGAAAGAUCCCAAGGACAAGACCAAUGCACUGGUUCGUAUUCCACGAGUAGAACAUGUAUUACGAUCUCAGACCAGAAUACCCACUAAGAGACGACCUCGGAAUUGGCCAAAAGCAGCCAAUCGCCCAUAUUGCAACGAUCGAUCCGACAUAGCUGCGUUAUUCGAUCCGAAUCAGGGUAUCGAACUCCUCAACGGCGCCACUGUAUUGGAUCCGACGUCCAUAGAUCAUAUGUUACAACUACGUGACCUGCAUUGGCAGUGGCGGAAACAUUUUGGUCGAAAGACAUCGCCCGGACGCUGUCCUGCUAGGAUAACACCAGCUCGACCUUCCGUCGGGACAUGUCUACUCAACGUGUAUAGGCCGUCGCCUCAGCUACGAGGGCUGAAAGAGCCGUCAAAAUGUGAACAGAGCCUUCGCGAUGUGUUGCUCAAAUACCAAAAGAGACAGCACGAUCCAGAACCACAAGAGUCCCUUAGCGCCGAACAGAGUCUUCGCAAUGUGCUGCUUAAGUACCAACCGAAAAGUCCUGGUCCCACGGGAUAUGUCUCAUUCGACGACAUCGGCAUGCGCGAGAGACCAUCUGCGUCAGGCUUCUCGCUGAAAUUUCUAACAUCUGUGUUCAGGAUUCCUCGUCCGUCGAGAGCUUUGGCUGCGCUUAGGUGGACGGCGAACUCUCCAGACCGGCCAGCUUCGGACGUUAAACCGUCUGGGCGAUCGUCGCACAGUUUCGGCGGAUCUAAGGUUAUUAGAAAGGUGAAGAGAUUCUUCGCAAGAUGGAAGGCCUUUAAUGGCAUGAGAUGGGCUACUACAGGGGAUAGAGAAAGAGAUGAAGUAAGUGCCCAUGCGAUUUGA